UAGAAAAUGUAGAUAUGUGUUGGUACUCAGUCUUUUGUGGAAACGUAAUCAACAUUUCACGGUGCGGGAGGAUCGUGUUUUCAUCUCCAAUCGGGUUCAAUCUAGAUAGGGUAUUCUUUUAUGGCAAAUGAUCCAGAUAUCGAUGACGAAUUACGUGAGCUUUACAAGGAGUACACUGGCCCUCCGGGAUCUGCUACUACAAAUACGCAAGAGAGGGUAAAAUCAAACAAAAGGUCUAAUGCAGGGUCUGAUGAGGAGGAGGAACCUCGUGAUCCUAAUGCUGUCCCAACCGAUUUCACCAGCCGAGAAGCAAAGGUUUGGGAAGCUAAGUCAAAGGCUACUGAAAGGAAUUGGAAGAAAAGGAAAGAAGAAGAAAUGAUCUGCAAACUUUGUGGAGAAUCAGGGCAUUUCACUCAGGGUUGUCCGUCUACCCUUGGAGCAAACCGCAAGUCUCAAGAUUUCUUUGAAAGGAUACCAGCAAGAGACAAACAUUUGAGAGCACUUUUCACAGAGAAAGUUAUAAACAAGAUUGAAAGGGAUAUUGGCUGCAAAAUUAAGAUGGACGAGAAAUUUAUUAUUGUCAGUGGUAAGGAUAGAUUAAUUUUGGCAAAAGGUGUUGAUGCUGUGCACAAGAUUAGAGAGGAGGGUGAUCAAAGGGGCUCUUCUAGUUCUCACAUGACCAGAUCAAGGUCACCUGAGAGAAGUCCAGUUAAUGCUCGGUUUCAACGCUCUGAGCCCCAAAGGUCUCAUUCUGGACCACGAAAUACAUCUCAGUUUCAACAAAGGUUUGGUAGGCAAGAGCGGACUGUGGAAGACCGUGUCCGAGAGGACAUUCAAAAGUUUGCAAGAAGUUCUCCACAAGCUUAUGGAAGUAGUGGAGCUAGAGGUCGUUCAAGCCAGUCAAGAUCUCCAAGACAGGCCCCUUAUACAGGGAACUCAUAUAAUUCAUUUGAUGGCCGUAAUCAGAACAUGGGUGCUUAUAGGAAUGAUGGGUGGGAUUCCCAUAGAAGAGAAUCUGGUAUCCAACCAAGUCAUCAGUUUGAUUACAAUGCCUCCCCUCAGACUUUAGAAGAAUUAGAGUUGGAUUAUAAGAACGAGGCAUCAGAGCUAAUGAAAAUCCGUGACAGAGAAGAAGAUGAAGAAAAUUUCAAGCAUCGCGAGGCUAUUAGAGAUUUGAGGGAGAAGUACGUGAGCAAAGUUGCUUUGAUGAGGGCCACACACACAAAACACUGGGAAGAAUUUCUUCAGCUUGAUGCCCAAAGGCGUCAGCAGCAGACAAUUCAACCAAUGCCUUCUGGUUAUCGGGGCUAUAAACAGCACAAUUAUUCUGAAUAUGAUGGGUCCACCGUCAAUCCUACCUAUGCUGGAACCAAUUUACCCUUGGAAUCAAGGAACAGGUUCUCAGACACUAUGGAGAGUUAUCCUACUAGGGCUCAUGAUAAUUUUGGUGAAUUUCAGAGACGUGGAGAUUUUGCAAAAGCUUACAACAGAUAUUGAAAUUCUAUAUAUUAAUCAAGUGGGUCCACAUUGAUCGAGUAGGCGUUUAAUGCAUGGGAGCCCAUAAGGUAGGUAAGAUGUUGACUAAUCUAAGGAUUGGGAAGGGACUGCGUUCCAGUAGACGGAUCCAGUUCCUUUUUGGAUUAUGGUUGCUCAGCUUCGUUAAGAACUUUGCUGUAAGUUGUGAUGCAUUAUUGGGUUAUUAUCCCUAACUGGUAACAUGGUACUGCAGCUUGGUCAAUGUUGUGUUAUAGGGAGAUCCUCUGAAAGACUGGUUGAUUUCAGUACAAUGAAUUUUAUCAUUUGUUAAUACGCAGGUGUUUGAUGUACCCUAGAGGGUACUCAUGAAUUAUUGAGGUAUGGUUUCUCUAGGUACAUGGCCCCUCUUGCUAAUAUAAACUUAUCGAGGUGGUGGUCUAGUUACUUGGUAUCCCGUGAUAUCAAUAUCGAAUGAUGAUUGA
Messenger RNA from Gastrolobium bilobum, 1958 nucleotides. RefSeq lists its product as uncharacterized. Gene Ontology annotation, molecular function: nucleic acid binding; zinc ion binding. The coding region runs from base 121 to 1497 and encodes 458 amino acids. The transcript has 6 exons. The record is from RefSeq and is a predicted model, not a curated record. NCBI's taxonomy places the organism in Eukaryota, Viridiplantae, Streptophyta, Magnoliopsida, Fabales, Fabaceae.